Molecule: messenger RNA, 3639 nt
Organism: Gorilla gorilla gorilla (western lowland gorilla)
Lineage: Eukaryota; Metazoa; Chordata; Mammalia; Primates; Hominidae
Gene: CALCOCO1
Product: calcium binding and coiled-coil domain 1
Exons: 17
Coding region: 228-2240 (670 amino acids)
Biological process (GO): positive regulation of transcription by RNA polymerase II
Molecular function (GO): transcription coactivator activity
Source: RefSeq, a predicted model, not a curated record
GCAGCGGCAAAAGGGCGCAGAAGAACCACAAACCCCAGAAGCCCUCGCGCCCACUCUUCUCCCUCCCCUCCAGAAGUCGGAGUGCUGUUUUUGUUGUUGGUGAAAGGUGAGGGGAACAGCUGAUCCGUCUGUUGGAUUAGUUGCUGCUUUCUGAUGUCAUAACUCAUUCCUGGAUACAGCUGGGUCAACAAGCUUAGGAGUAGGAGGACAGAUAUCUCAAGGCCAGGAUGGAAGAAUCACCACUAAGCCGGGCACCAUCCCGUGGUGGAGUCAACUUUCUCAAUGUAGCCCGGACCUACAUCCCCAACACCAAGGUGGAAUGUCACUACACCCUUCCCCCAGGCACCAUGCCCAGUGCCAGUGACUGGAUUGGCAUCUUCAAGGUGGAGGCUGCCUGUGUUCGGGAUUACCACACAUUUGUGUGGUCUUCCGUGCCUGAAAGUACAACUGAUGGUUCCCCCAUUCACACCAGUGUCCAGUUCCAAGCCAGCUACCUGCCCAAACCAGGAGCUCAGCUCUACCAGUUCCGAUAUGUGAACCGCCAGGGCCGGGUGUGUGGGCAGAGCCCCCCUUUCCAGUUCCGAGAGCCAAGGCCCAUGGAUGAACUGGUGACCCUGGAGGAGGCUGAUGGGGGCUCUGACAUCCUGCUGGUUGUCCCCAAGGCAACUGUGUUACAGAACCAGCUCGAUGAGAGCCAGCAAGAACGGAAUGACCUGAUGCAGCUGAAGCUGCAGCUGGAGGGACAGGUGACAGAGCUGAGGAGCCGAGUGCAGGAGCUCGAGAGGGCUCUGGCAACUGCCAGGCAGGAGCACACGGAGCUGAUGGAACAGUACAAGGGGAUUUCCCGGUCCCAUGGGGAGAUCACAGAAGAGAGGGACAUCCUGAGCCGGCAACAGGGAGACCAUGUGGCUCGCAUCCUGGAGCUAGAGGAUGACAUCCAGACCAUCAGUGAGAAAGUGCUGACGAAGGAAGUGGAGCUGGACAGGCUUAGAGACACAGUGAAGGCCCUGACUCAGGAACAAGAGAAGCUCCUUGGGCAACUGAAAGAAGUACAAGCAGACAAGGAGCAAAGUGAGGCUGAGCUCCAAGUGGCACAACAGGAGAACCAUCACUUAAAUUUGGACCUGAAGGAGGCGAAGAGCUGGCAAGAGGAGCAGAGUGCUCAGGCUCAGCGACUGAAAGACAAGGUGGCCCAGAUGAAGGACACCCUAGGCCAGGCCCAGCAGCGGGUGGCCGAGCUGGAGCCCUUGAAGGAGCAGCUUCGAGGGGCCCAGGAGCUUGCAGCCUCAAGCCAGCAGAAAGCCACCCUUCUUGGGGAGGAGUUGGCCAGCGCAGCAGCAGCCAGGGACCGCACCAUAGCCGAACUACACCGCAGCCGCCUGGAAGUGGCUGAAGUUAACGGCAGGCUGGCUGAGCUCGGUUUGCACUUGAAGGAAGAAAAAUGCCAAUGGAGCAAGGAGCGGGCAGGGCUGCUGCAGAGUGUGGAGGCAGAGAAGGACAAGAUCCUGAAGCUGAGUGCAGAGAUACUUCGAUUGGAGAAGGCAGUUCAGGAGGAGAGGACCCAAAACCAAGUGUUCAAGACUGAGCUGGCCCGGGAGAAGGAUUCUAGCCUGGUACAGUUGUCAGAAAGUAAGCGGGAGCUGACAGAGCUGCGGUCAGCCCUGCGUGUGCUCCAGAAGGAAAAGGAGCAGUUACAGGAGGAGAAACAGGAAUUGCUAGAGUACAUGAGAAAGCUAGAGGCCCGCCUGGAGAAGGUGGCAGAUGAGAAGUGGAAUGAGGAUGCCACCACAGAGGAUGAGGAGGCCGCUGUGGGGCUGAGCUGCCCGGCAGCUCUGACAGACUCAGAGGAUGAGUCCCCAGAAGACAUGAGGCUCCCACCCUAUGGCCUUUGUGAGCGUGGAGACCCAGGCUCCUCUCCUGCUGGGCCUCGAGAGGCUUCUCCCCUUGUUGUCGUCAGCCAGCCGGCUCCCAUUUCUCCUCACCUCUCUGGGCCAGCUGAGGACAGUAGCUCUGACUCGGAGGCUGAAGAUGAGAAGUCAGUCCUGAUGGCAGCUGUGCAGAGUGGGGGUGAGGAGGCCAACUUACUGCUUCCUGAACUGGGCAGUGCCUUCUAUGACAUGGCCAGCACCAUCUUCUGCAGAGCCCAAAUUGCCCUGCUUCCCCUCUCUCCUGCCUCUACCCCUUCCCCAACCACCAGGUUCAAGGGGGCAGGCACAGGGAAGAGAGAUUUGAUCAUCUAGUCCCGGUUUUGCCUGGAUGUGAGAUGGGCUCAGGGCAGGGAGGGGGUGAUGCUGUCAUCCUUCUCGGCUGGAGCAGGAAGAUGAAGGACGAUGUCAGACUCAUUUUCAGCCUCAUUAGGCAGCAGACGGAGAUGGAGGGAGGAGAGCAGGAGGCUGGGGGAUGGGCUCUGCACUGUAGAGACCAGCAGGGACUAAAGAAGAGAGGACAUGGGGAACUGGAAAAAUAAGCCUUCCAGGAUUGUGGGGAGAAAGACGCUGUGGGAGAGGCCAGGAUGCUGCAUUAGGCACAGGAUAACCUGGGAACCCAGGCACAUGGGUCCUGCUCUCCAAAGUCUGCAAGUCAAGAAGGGAACAGAGCACGCCGACCCUCUCCCUUUCCCCUCUGUCUCUCUUAGUGGCUUUACAGUGGGUCCCCUGUCAGAAACCAGCACUGGGGGCCCUGCCACCCCCACAUGGAAGGAGUGUCCUAUCUGUAAGGAGCGCUUUCCUGCUGAGAGUGACAAGGAUGCCCUGGAGGACCACAUGGAUGGACACUUCUUUUUCAGCACCCAGGACCCCUUCACCUUUGAGUGAUCUUACUCCCUCGUACAUGCACAAAUACACGCUCAUGCACACACACACUCACACACAUGCAUACACUUAGGUUUCAUGCCCAUUUUCUAUCACACUGGGCUCCAUGAUAUUCUGUUCCCUAAGAACUGCUUCUGUGUGCCCUGUUUUCAUCCCAAGAUUUCUCACUUCAUCCUCUCCUACCUGGCUCUUUUGUCCCAGGGAGGGGUCCUGUUCGGAAGCAGUGGCUGAAUUUAUCCCCUGAAAGUGGUUUUGGAGGAACCGGGAUGGAGGAGGCCUUCCCCUGUGGGAAUAGAAUCGUCCACUCCUAGCCCUGGUUGCUUCUGAUACACAGCCACUGCACACACACACUCACACUCACACUCCCUUGUCUGAUGCCCCAAAGCCAAUUCCUGGGGCACCCUACCCUCUCUUGUUUGGAGUUUCCGUUUGUUUACCUGAGUUUUCUCUGGGGUCUGCACAGAGGCAGCAGCAUGGACAUCAUGGCCUCUCAGGUCCCUUUUGGUUCUCAGUUUCAUUGGUUCCUCUUUCUGUUCCCCCAUUGCCUUCUUUGCCCCACCCCAGCCUUUUCCAUAACCUUAGGUAUUCAGUUUGGAGGGGUUUUUUGUAUUUUUGAGGAUUCCUGUAUUCUGUAUCCUCUCCUCGCAUCUCCUCACAUGGAAAGAAAUAAUGUAUUUGUGCCUUCUGUGAGGGAUGGGGGGGAAAAGUGGUCCCAGGUAUCCCCAUUUCCAAGCCCCCCCUCCCUCUCCAGGUCCCCCCACAGCAAUAAAAGCUUCCCCCUGAUAUCCAUCCCUUUGUAGUUUGAACAAAUAUAUUUAUAUGAUAUGUA